Messenger RNA from Drosophila hydei, 1723 nucleotides. It is a transcript of the gene RacGAP84C, whose product is annotated as GTPase-activating protein RacGAP84C. The transcript is spliced from 3 exons. Bases 371 to 1462 code for a protein of 363 amino acids. Gene Ontology annotation, biological process: signal transduction. NCBI's taxonomy places the organism in Eukaryota, Metazoa, Arthropoda, Insecta, Diptera, Drosophilidae. The record is from RefSeq and is a predicted model, not a curated record.
CUCAGCUGUGUUCUACAUUCAUAAAAUAUAUAUAUUCUGUUUUCGGGCAAGCGGUCGGAGUUUCCAUUCUAUUCGGAAUUGUUGGUUUUCUAUAUAGCGAAGUCGAAGUCAAAGUCGAGCGGAAAGCAAACAUUCUGCGAAGUAAACUUUUGCUGGAAAUAUAUUGGCCAGGCAGCUGACUCAAUGAAGAGUGGCAGCUGAUUUGGUCAGCACGCACAGGUAUAUGCUCUAGCCACACAUAUACAUAUGGGUGCAUGUAUAUGCGUGGUUGAGUAUCAGAAGUUGGCGAUAAGUGAGCAAAACAGACGACAAUCGCUUAGCGCGGGCGGCACUUAGAUUGUGCAGUUAGUCGUUGCCACAACACGCUCUGAUGCAGGCCAAGGACCGUUUGCGACGCGAAUACAAUUCGUUCAAUGAUCUGAGCAGGCAGUUCCGCAUGUAUGAUGAGCAGUCGGUGGACUCGCUACUGGACGAUCGUCUGCGCAUCCACAUGAAUCCCAAUGGCAGCGACGAUAUAUCUCUGCAGCGGGAUGAGUUCUACACGCCCACCUACCCCACGGUUUAUCCGCCGUCGCCGCUCUUGCUGCUGCGGCAGCACAACUUCAAGCUGAAGGUCUACUACUCAAACGUAGGCAACUGCGUUCAAUGCAACAAGCGCAUUCGUUUUGCGGUGGCUAGCCUGAGGUGCCGCGACUGUCCAUUGCGCUGCCACACGGACUGCUGCAGUCAUCUGACAGUCAACUGCAUACCGCAGCCGUUGGCCAACACAAAGCGCGGUCAUCUGAGCGACUAUGUGCCACAUGCGGCACCUAUGGUGCCAGCACUUAUCGUGCACUGUGUCACCGAGAUUGAGUCACGCGGCCUGGAGCAGGAGGGCCUCUAUCGCGUCUCCUCCACCAGGGAGAAGGUCAAGCGUCUGCGCCACAAGUUGCUGCGUGGCAAGGCGACGCCGCAUCUCGGCGACAAGGAUACCCAUACGCUCUGCUGCUGCGUAAAGGAGUUCCUACGAUCGCUGGAACGACCCCUGAUACCCAUGUACCACAGACCCGACUUUGUGCUGGUCACGCAGCAAACAGAUCCGCUAGCAGCCGAGGAGCAUCUCUAUUUGGCCAUGGUAGAUUUGCCACAAGCACAUCGCGAUACUUUGGCCUUUCUCAUGCUGCACUGGCAGCGCAUCGCCGAGAGUCCGGCCGUGAAGAUGUCCAUCAAUAACAUUGCCGUUGUGUUUGCGCCCACGCUCUUUGACGAUGUCGACUUGAAUCUGAGCAACAUUGUGCUCUGGCAGCAGGUGCUGCGUGUUCUACUGCUUCAGUCGCCCGCCUUCUGGGCGCAGUUCCUCGAGGUGGAGCCGCUGUUGUCAGCCUGCUCGCUGGACGAUGACGAGUGGAAGCGCGAGCAUUAUCAUUCGCCCAACAUCCAUUGGCAGACUGUCAAAACCUACUUUCGAUCUAUGGUAGGUUAAUCUAGCGGACUGAACCAAGAGCCAUUCAAGUUAGUUGAUAUCUGACAAGCUCUGUAAUAUCAUAAUUGUCCACUAGUAAGCUAAUAUAUCCGCAGACUGUUAGCUUGUUUUGGUUAAUUGAAAUUGUAACUCGAGCAGCAAUGCUUAUUAUACACUUUAUCACAGCUGCUUUUAUAAGAAAUUGAUGUGUUUUCAAUAAGAAAACUCAGUGGAAACAUCAGUUAGUCAGAGAUUUAUGGAAUAGUUGAGACUUGUACACAG